AGCUUCCGCUUACGUCGCAGCGACUUUAACUGCAGCAGUGGAUUAGGCAUUACAGAGCCUAUUGUUCCAGCCUUUUUCCACUUGUGCCUAGGAUAUGUGUGGACUAAAGUUCACCACAUCGUUGAAAUGAUCAUAUUUUCAUAAUGGAGCCCAGAUUUGGAUCUAAAAAUGAAAAGCCGUGGUCGAAGGAGAGGCCUUCACUCCGCCAGACGCAACACAAGUUCAGCAGGAUGAUGAGCGAUGACAACCAAGACACGUUUAAGAGUGUCAGCAGGAAGCCCGGCCUGCAGAUAUGGACCAUCAAUAACAUGCAGAUGGUGCCUGUUCCAGCUCAAGGCUUCGGUAACUUCUUUGAGGGCGACUGUUACAUUGUUCUCUAUAUAACUCAGAGUAAGGGCUCGGGUCAGUCCGCCGACAUCCACUACUGGAUCGGGAAGUCCUCCUCUCAGGACGAGCAGGGUGCAGCGGCCAUCUACGUCACCCAGCUGGACGAGCACCUGGGGGGGGGUCCGGUGCAGCACAGGGAGGUGCAGGGCAAUGAGUCACCGCGCUUCAGGAGCUACUUCAAAAACGGCAUCAUCCAUAAGAAGGGCGGGGUGGCCUCUGGUUUUCACCACGUUGACACGAACGUCUACAACGUCCUGCGGCUGCUGCACGUCAAAGGGAGGAAGCAUGUCACCGCCACAGAGGUGGAGGUGUCGUGGAGCAGCUUCAACAAUGGAGAUAUAUUCCUGCUGGAUAUGGGGAAAGCCAUAGUGCAGUGGAACGGCCCGCAGAGCAACAGGAGGGAGAAGCUCAAGGCGGUGUUGUUGGCUCAGGACAUCCGGGACAGGGAGCGGGGGGGCCGGGCUCAGAUCGGCGUGGUGGAGGGCGGAGACGAGAAGGACUCCCCAGAGCUCAUGAAGGUCAUCAUGGCGGUGCUGGGCCAGAGAACCGGGCCACUGAAGGAGGCCCUUCCUGACGACAAACCUGACCAGGUGCAGAACACCAGCGUCAGACUCUACCACGUGUUUGAAAACAGCGGGAAUCUGGUGGUUCAAGAAGUGGCGACGCAGCCUCUGACGCAAGACCUGCUGCACUCCUCUGACUGUUACAUCCUGGACCAGAGGGGCUCCAGUGUGAUGGUGUGGAAAGGCAAACAGGCCUCAAAUGAGGAGAGGAAAGAAGCGCUGAACCAGGCGGUGGGUUACAUCAAGGCCAAGAAUUACCCGUCCAGCACCAGCGUGAAGGUGAUGACGGAGGGAGGAGAGUCGGCGAUGUUUAAGCACCUGUUCAAAUCCUGGAGAGACAAAGGGCAGACUCAGGGUCUGGGAUCCACCUACAGCAUGGGGAAGAUAGCAAAGGUAGACCAGGUGAAGUUCGAUGUGAUGGAGCUCCACGCCCGUCCUGAGCUGGCGGCACAGCAGCGCAUGGUGGACGACGGCUCUGGAGAUGUUAAGGUGUGGCGUAUCGAGAACCUGGAGCUGGCUGAAGUAAACCCCAGUACCUACGGGCAGUUUUAUGGAGGAGACUGCUACCUGGUGCUGUACACAUAUCAGAUAUCCAACCAGCAGCACUACAUACUCUACAUGUGGCAGGGCCGUCACGCCACUAAGGACGAAAUCACAGCCAGCGCCUACCAGGCUGUGAACGUUGAUAACAAGUACAAUGGAGCGCCGGUGCAGGUCAGGGUGGUCAUGGGAAAGGAGCCUCGCCACUUCCUCGCUAUUUUCAAAGGCAAACUCGUGAUCUUUGAGGGUGGUACAGGUCGACCCGGUGUGGUUAACCCUGAAGGCAGUGCCAGGCUCUUCCAGGUGAGAGGGACCAACGAGCUGAACACAAAGGCCACCGAGGUGCCGGCGAGGGCCUCGUCCCUCAACACCAACGACGUCUUCCUGCUGAAGACCGACCACACGUGCUUCCUGUGGUAUGGGAAGGGCUGCAGUGGGGAUGAGAGGGUGAUGGGGAGAACCAUGUCUGAUGUGCUGUCCAAACAGGAUAAGCAGGUGGUGAUGGAGGGCCAGGAGCCAGCUGAAUUCUGGGUAAAUCUGGGGGGAAAGGCUCCCUAUGCCAGCGACAAGAGGCUGCAGAAGGAGGAGCCCCCUCACAGUCCCCGGCUGUUCGAAUGCUCCAACCAAAUCGGGAAGUUCCGGAUGACGGAGGUGGAGGACUUCGCCCAGAGCGACCUGGAUGAGGAGGACGUGAUGCUGCUGGACACCUGGGAGGAGAUUUUCCUCUGGGUCGGGAACUUGGCCAACCAGUACGAGACGAAGGAAGCGUGGAACAGUGCGCAGGAUUACCUGAGGACCCACCCUGCAGGCCGAGACCCCGACACACCCGUCCUCUUCGUCAAACAGGGAUACGAACCACCCACGUUCACCGGCUGGUUCACCGCCUGGGAUCCUCACAAGUGGAGCGGAGGCAACUCCUAUGAGGAGAUGAGAAAAAAGCUGAGUGAUCCAGCAUCUCUCUCACAGAUCACUGUUGAUCUGAACAACACCAAUCUCAAUAAGAGACCUGUUGGGGGUGGAUACGGGGCUCCAGGAGGCCCCGCCAGCUUAGAUCUGUCCCCGAGACCCUCCACCCCUAACAGCCCUUCCACCCAGAGAGUCACAACGUCCAUGACACUCUCCCCAUCCUCCCCCUCUGCUGGAGGCUCUUCUAUGUAUCUGGACCCAGAGCUCCUCGUCAACAAGACCCCAGACGAGCUGCCAGCUGCCGUGGACCCCAGCCUUAGAGAGGACUACCUGUCUGAUGUGGACUUUGAGAACCUGCUGGGAACAACUCGCCCUGACUUCAAGCGCCUGCCCAAGUGGAGGCAGAGCGACCUGAAGAAGAAAGCAGGACUUUUCUGAUAAAAACUGUAUAGUUUUAGCAGAUAAAUGUCUUUUUAAAAGUAAGUAAAGCAGCUGUUUGCAGAGGGGCCUUAAUCAUAUCACCUGAAUGUUGUUUAUUAAUAAUAAGUUAAACGAUUUUAAAUGCUAAUUAACAUGAUUGUGAUUUUAAAAAGUGCUUUAAAUUAAGACUAUUUUUAAUUGUGAUGCUUUGUAUUUAUCUGUAUUUUAUAAGCUGAUCUUACCAUGAUUGGGUUUCUCUCAGGAUGUUAUCCCCAUUGGCUGAAUCACAUAUUAUGAAUAAAAACACAGAAACCUUAAUGAGAAA
Molecule: messenger RNA, 3141 nt
Organism: Eleginops maclovinus (Patagonian blennie)
Lineage: Eukaryota; Metazoa; Chordata; Actinopteri; Perciformes; Eleginopidae
Gene: vill
Product: villin-like
Biological process (GO): cytoskeleton organization; barbed-end actin filament capping; actin polymerization or depolymerization
Cellular component (GO): actin cytoskeleton; cytoplasm
Molecular function (GO): actin filament binding; phosphatidylinositol-4,5-bisphosphate binding
Source: RefSeq, a predicted model, not a curated record